AUGCUUCUUGUAUUGGGACGACCGGGCUCCGGAUGUACAUCGCUUCUACGGGUGCUUUCCAACGAUCGCGAUAGUUUCGACGAAGUCACCGGCGAGACUCGAUUUGCUAGCAUGGAUCACCGCGAGGCCAAGCAAUAUCGCCAGCAGAUCAUGUUCAACAACGAAGAUGAUCUUCACUUCCCAACUCUUACCGUGAACCGAACGAUGAAGUUCGCACUUCGAAACAAAAUCCCCGAAGAGCGCCCAGAGCACCUCGCGAACCGAAAGGACUUUGUCUUGAACAAGCGAGACGACAUUCUUGACUCCCUUGGCAUUGGACACACGAAAAAGAACAUGGUCGGAAACGAGUUUAUCAGAGGAGUUUCAGGAGGCGAGCGUAAACGUGUUUCCCUUGCUGAGGUCCUGGCUGGACAAAGUCCAGUUCAAAUGUGGGACAAUCCGACACGAGGAUUGGAUUCCAAGUCUGCCCUUGCAUUCGCCAAAAUGCUCCGCGCCGAGGCCGAUCGCAACGACAAGACAAUUGUAACAACUACUUAUCAAGCUGGAAAUGGAAUUUACGACCAGUUUGACAAGGUGCUGGUCCUGGCCGAAGGUCGUGUCACCUACUCUGGCCCCCGGCGGGCAGCGAGAGAAUACUUCGAGAAUCUUGGAUUCAUUUGUCCCAAGGGCGCCAACAUUGCUGACUUCUUGACAUCGGUGACUGUCCUUACUGAGCGCAUUGUUCGGCCUGGAUGGGAGGAAAAGGUACCCAACACCCCUGAAGAUUUCGAAGCUUGCUUCCAAAACAGUCCCAUCUACAAAGCUCAGAUGGAUGCCAUCGUGGAGCCCGAGAAACUGAGCUACGAGACCGAAGAUCUCGCACUAGCGGUGUCUAGUGAAAAGAAGAAGCAACACAUCCCUCGAAACAAGAGUGUCUACACAGCAAAACUCUGGGACCAGGUUGGUGCUUGCAUUGUCCGCCAGUUUCAGAUAAUGUGGGGAGACAAGUUCUCUCUUUAUGUGAAGGUUGCCUCGGCCAUCAUACAAGCAUUGGUCUGCGGGUCUUUGUUUUAUAACUUAGCAGAGGUAUGGACCAAAUCAUUCAUCGCCGGCAUUUCAAGACCACUGCUGACAGAACUGGACACCAAGACCAGUGAAUCGAUCUUCCUUCGCCCCGGUGUCUGUUUCUUCCCUGUCUUGUAUUUCCUGUUGGAAUCGAUGUCAGAGACCACUGGUUCCUUCAUGGGCCGUCCGAUUUUGUCUCGCCAGAAGCGAUUUGGCUUCUACCGUCCCACGGCCUUCUCAAUCGCCAACGCUAUCACGGAUAUUCCCGUGGUUAUAUUCCAAGUCAGCUCUUUUUCACUCAUCCUUUACUUCAUGGCUGCUAUGCAGAUGGAUGCCGGCAAAUUCUUCACCUAUUGGGUCAUCGUCAUCGUGCAGACAUUGUGCUUCAUCCAGUUAUUCCGAUCCGUUGGAGCUCUGUGCAAGACGUUCGGAAACGCAUCAAAGAUCUCCGGGCUCCUAUCCACCGUCUUUUUCGUCUAUGGAGGAUAUCUUAUUCCCUUCGAGAAAAUGCACGUCUGGUUCCGCUGGAUUUUCUAUCUUAACCCGGGAUCAUACGCAUUCGAAGCCCUCAUGGCCAACGAGUUUGUUGGGCGCAAGCUCGAAUGCGUCGAACCCGAUUACAUCCCGUACGGGCCCGGAUACUCCAGCUCAGCAUCCUCCAACCGCGGAUGUUCAGUGCUUGGAAGCGACGAGAAUGGUCUUAUUGAUGGUGCAAAAUACAUCAAAGAGCAGUACAACUACUCCCCUCACCACAUCUGGAGGAGCUUCGGUAUUCUGGUCGGAUUUUGGAUUUUCUUCAUCGGACUGACAGCUCUUGGACUGGAGUUGCGAAAUAGCCAAAGUGGAUCAUCCGUAUUGCUCUACAAGCGAGGCAGCGAGAAGGAGAAGGACCAAGAUCAGACCAACGAGCAACUCUCGGAAAAGAAGGACAUGAGCGAAUUAUUGGGUUCAGUCAAACAAUCAACUUUCACAUGGAAAGAUCUCGAUUACCACGUGCCCUUCCACGGCGAAAAGAAGCAAUUGUUGAACAAAGUGUUUGGCUUUGUUCAGCCUGGCAACCUGGUCGCACUGAUGGGAGCUUCUGGUGCUGGAAAGACAACCCUCCUGGAUGUGCUCGCACAACGAAAAGACAGCGGCGAGAUCAACGGAUCUGUUUUGAUCGAUGGUCUUCCCGUUGGUAUCAGCUUCCAGCGGACAACCGGAUACUGUGAACAAAUGGAUGUGCAUCUCGAAACAGCGACCGUAAAGGAGGCAUUGGAGUUCUCCGCUAUCCUUCGACAACCCUCUACUGUUUCUUAUGAAGAAAAGAUCGCAUACGUGGCACACAUUAUCGAUCUCUUGGAAUUGGGAUCGAUCAGUGAUGCGCUCAUUGGUGUUCCCGGUGCUGGGCUUAGCAUUGAGCAACGCAAGCGAGUUACCUUGGGCGUUGAACUUGUCGCGAAGCCAACCUUGCUUUUCCUGGACGAGCCCACGUCGGGUCUGGACGGACAAAGCGCGUUCAACAUCGUCCGUUUUCUUCGAAAAUUGGUUGACGGCGGCCAAGCUGUAUUGGUGAGUAGCAAGUCCGUGCCAUUGCCUUCACACAUACUAACGAGUCAGUGCACAAUCCAUCAACCUUCUGCUGUCCUUUUCGAUGCAUUCGAUGGUCUUCUCCUUCUAGCCAAGGGGGGUAGAAUGUCCUAUUUCGGAGAAACCGGCAAAGAGUCCAAGAAGAUCCUUGACUACUUCGCAAACAAUGGAGCCCCCUGUCCCCCGGAGGUCAACCCAGCGGAACACAUCAUCGACGUCAUUCAAGGAAGUGCGACCGAUAAAACUGACUGGGUUGAGGUCUGGAAUCAGUCAGAAGAGCGGAAGCUAGCACUUGCUCAAUUGGACACGCUCAAUGAAUCCAGAAGGGCCGAGGCAGACCAUGUCGAGGAUACAUCCGACUUUGCAACAUCGCACUGGUUCCAGUUCAAGGUGGUGUCGAAGCGCUUGACCAUUCAUAUCUGGCGAUCACCUGACUACAUGUGGAACAAGUUCUUCCUCCACAUUUUCGCCGGUCUCUUCAGUGGAUUCACGUUUUGGAAGAUUGGAGAUGGCACGUUCUCUCUUCAAUUGAGACUCUUCGCCAUUUUCAACUUCAUCUUCGUUGCCCCGGGUUGUAUCAACCAGAUGCAGCCGUUCUUCCUCCACAGUCGGGACAUUUUUGAGACUCGAGAGAAGAAGUCGAAAACCUACCACUGGUUAGCUUUCAUCGGAGCGCAAACUAUGACCGAGAUUCCAUACCUCAUCAUUUGCGCUACAUUGUAUUUUGCAUGCUGGUACUUCACCACCGGCCUUCCUGUCGAGGCCAGUGUUUCGGGCCAUGUCUAUCUCCAGAUGAUUUUCUAUGAAUUGUUGUACACUUCGAUCGGCCAGGCUAUUGCUGCGUAUGCCCCCAACGAGUACUUCGCAGCCGUGAUGAACCCUGUUCUCAUUGGUGCCGGCUUGGUCAGUUUCUGUGGUGUGGUGGUGCCAUAUUCUGCCAUGCAACCAUUUUGGCGAUACUGGAUCUACUAUUUGGAUCCCUUCAACUACCUUGUUGGUGGGCUCUUUGGCGAGGUGAUCUGGGAUGUCAAGGUCAAGUGCGAGGCCUCGGAAUUUGUGAAAUUCACUGCACCUUCGGGUCAAACAUGUGGGCAGUAUAUGAGCGACUUCUUGACCUCCCAGCCCGGCUACCUUCUCGAUGCCAACUCCACUGGGACAUGUUCAUUCUGCCAGUACUCCCAGGGUGCGGAUUACGCAAAGACAUUCAACCUCAACGAGAAGUACUACUCCUGGAGAGAUACUGGCAUCACUGCUCUCUUCUGCCUAUCCACAUAUGGCUUAGUCUUCCUGAUGAUGAAGCUCCGAAGCAAGAAGACCAAGAGCGCCCGCUCGGAGUAA
This is a messenger RNA of Penicillium olsonii, 3951 nucleotides long. The record is from the annotation of a GenBank genome assembly. Lineage: Eukaryota; Fungi; Ascomycota; Eurotiomycetes; Eurotiales; Aspergillaceae.